AUGUCCUACUCCUACCCCGAUCUAUCUACCAUUCUCGAAGUCUACCCCCAAUGUGAAAGCCACUGCUACGGGUACGCCCCAUCCAAACGGCGCCGCUGCAGGCUGCCAACAAGGAAGGACAACCGAGACAAGGCUGCCCGCCUGCUCAACGAGGGCACGAGACUCCUACAGCGCGGCCUAUCCGUCGACAGUCUGCUCAUCGAGCUAGCCCCGCUAGUCCUCUGCACACGCUUCCACCAAAACCAGGCUGACAGCCUGGUCAGCAACUGGCGGGCUAAGCUGCGGGCGUUCAAGGAGCAGAGUCUUCUAGCUGCUGUGCUGAAAUCGCUCCGGGAGUAUGCGGAGAGUCGCGCACGUCCGCUUGCUGCUGGAUCAGCGGGCGAGCAGCGUGUCUCGGACAGGUCGGCUGUUGUUGAAAUAGAAGAAGAGGAGGAAGAAGAAGAAGAGCGAGACAGGGAGGACGAGCCUGGACCUGAACUUGAACCUGAACCUUCUGCCAGCCGGCCAUCUGCAGAGUCUUCGUCGCCAGCCGUUGAGACUCAUGUGGCAGAGCCAACCGUGCCUCAGAGUGAGCCCAGAAGGACCACUCGAAAGCCAAUUGAAGGAGACUGUGGCAUCUGCAUGUGUCCUCUACGAGAACAAGACAGUGAUGAAGACGCCGAAGAAUCAGAAGACAGCGAUGAUGAAAAUGAUAACGAUGUGGCGGGCACAGGGUCCGACACAGAGUCCGACAACGAGCACGAUGGCUCCGAAGAAGACGGCCUUGACCUUGACGACAUUGUAUAUUGCAAAAACGAGUGCGGCACUAAUUACCACAAAGCCUGUAUCGACGUGUGGCUUGCUACUCAGAGUACAUUUCGAACCCCAAGUGGGAAUACUGUCUGCCCGUCCUGCCCGAAGUGUCGAGCAGCCUGGUCAUCCUAA
This is a messenger RNA of Aspergillus udagawae, 924 nucleotides long. RefSeq lists its product as uncharacterized. Gene Ontology annotation, molecular function: ubiquitin protein ligase activity. The record is from RefSeq and is a predicted model, not a curated record. NCBI's taxonomy places the organism in Eukaryota, Fungi, Ascomycota, Eurotiomycetes, Eurotiales, Aspergillaceae. The transcript has a single exon. The coding region runs from base 1 to 924 and encodes 307 amino acids.